This is a messenger RNA of Polyodon spathula (Mississippi paddlefish), 1932 nucleotides long. Its product is annotated as ranBP-type and C3HC4-type zinc finger-containing protein 1-like. Lineage: Eukaryota; Metazoa; Chordata; Actinopteri; Acipenseriformes; Polyodontidae. The record is from RefSeq and is a predicted model, not a curated record. Gene Ontology annotation, biological process: positive regulation of canonical NF-kappaB signal transduction; protein linear polyubiquitination; proteasome-mediated ubiquitin-dependent protein catabolic process. Gene Ontology annotation, cellular component: LUBAC complex. The transcript has 12 exons. Gene Ontology annotation, molecular function: ubiquitin binding; metal ion binding; ubiquitin-protein transferase activity. The coding region runs from base 184 to 1770 and encodes 528 amino acids.
GGUUUCACUUUUUGUUUUCGGUGGGUUCCCAGGGUGUUGGUACAGAACACACAUCUCUGUACACAGGGAGAGCCGCACUGUAAUCCUCGCAUUACAUUUCGGGUGAAAUUCUGAUAAUGUUUUAGGGUGAAAGGAAACAAAGCAAAGUUACAGGUCUGUCAAGCUGUCGAAUAUUGAAAAAUAAUGGCAUCGGUUGAAGACUCAAUUUCACACACCUCAGAAGAAGCUACGACGAAUAAAGCUGAAGAGUUGGCCCUGAUCCUGACUCAGGCUAUUAGUUUGGGGGACGUGGAGGAAGCCAGUCAAUGUGCAGGCCAGCUGGCGAAGCUGCAGGUCUCUGUCACAGUCAGUGUCCACAAGGAUACCUACCCAAAGGAUGAAAUCCGGAUGAAGGUGGGAGUGGAAGAUGCCCAGACCCACUCCACUGUCCCCAUCUCCAUGGCUGUGUAUUCACACAUGACCAUCGCACAGCUGAAGGAAAAGGUGAACAGUGACUAUGGGUUCCACCCGUCACUGCAGACCUGGGUGAUAGGGAAGCGCCUGGCCAAGGACCCCGACACGCUGAGGAGCCACGGGGUGAGACAGGACGGGGACACAGCCUUCCUGUACAUCAGGACAGCCAAGAAAGCACAGCUAACCAAGGAGCUGCAGCAGCAGGAGGAGGAGAGGAGACUGCUCGGGGAAAUCUACAUAGCUGUCAACAGAACACUCGAAGCAAGGGGGACAGCUACCUUGACCCCCAGGAAGGAACAGGAAAUGCUGGUGUUGGCUCCUGACCCUGCUGUAGCCCCGAAACCUCCCAAACCUGCACCCCCUCCUCUCAAACCCAAACCUAAGGUUGGCUGGGAGUGCACUCAGUGCACCUUCCUGAACAAGCCCACCCGGCCCGGCUGCGAGAUCUGCGCCUCGGACAGACCAGCGGGCUACCAGAUCCCAGCCCAGUACCAGCCGGACAAGGAGGAGGAGCAGAGGCUGCACAGCGAGGAGGUGGCGCUGCUCCUGUACCAGGAGACGAUGGAGCUGCAGAAGGUACAAAACUUCCAGAGCCUGCUGGACACUGAUCUGCUCAGCCUGGUCCCCAACACUGAGGAGCUGGACUGCCCUGUCUGCUUCAGCACCAUUGAGCCAGGAGAGGGCGUCACUCUGCGGGAGUGUCUGCACAACGUCUGCAGGGAAUGCCUGAAAGGAAUGAUUAUCAACAGCAUGGACCCCGAGGUGGCCUGUCCAUACGCCGACCAUGAAUACACCUGUGAUGGGAAGCUGCAAGACAGGGAAAUCAAAUCCCUCCUGUCCCAGCAGGAAUACCAGCGGUUCCUAGACCUGAGGCUCAACAUCGCAGAGAACCGCAGUGAGAACAGCUACCACUGCAAGACAGCGGACUGCCAGGGCUGGUGCAUCUUCGAGGACGAGGUGAACGAGUUCCUGUGCCCGCUCUGCAACAAACACAACUGCCUGCUCUGCAAGGCGAUUCAUGAAGGAAUGAACUGUAAGGAGUACCAGGAUGAUCUCAGGAUCAGAUCGGAGAACGACAUCGCUGCCAGGCAGACCACUGAGAUGCUCAAGACCCUGGUGGAGAAUGGGGAGGCGAUGCACUGUCCCAGGUGUAAGAUCAUCGUGCAGAAGAAGGACGGCUGUGACUGGAUCUGCUGCGUGAUGUGCAAGACGGAGAUCUGCUGGGUGACCAGGGGCCCGCGCUGGGGGCCGAAUGUAAGCCACUUGUUUGUGGAGGAGGAAGAGGUGUACAGCAAUUCUGCACAGUCAUUCAGAUAAUCAAAGCACAUAGCUGUCUUCUUGAAAUCAGGCACACAGCCCGCAGCUGCUCUCUCCCAGCCCUGAAUUAAGGUGUGGUCCAGUCUGAUAGAAGUGUCUUGUGAUACUGCUCCCUCUUCCCCAACACACACACACACACACACACACACACAGAGGAGGCCG